AUGGAGCCGAGCGUGCAAGCCAACGCCUCGGACAGCUACCAGCUGAACCCCACCAGCAUCAUCGUGUCGGUGGUGUUUUCGCUCAUCUUCCUGCUGGGCACGGUGGGCAACAGCCUGGUGCUGGCCGUGCUGCUGCGGAGUGGCCAGGUGGGCUACAACACCACCAACUUGUUCAUCCUCAACCUGAGCGUGGCCGACUUCUUCUUCAUCAUCUUCUGCGUGCCCUUCCAAGCCACCAUCUACUCGCUGGAGGGCUGGGUCUUCGGCUCCUUCAUGUGCAAGGCAGUGCACUUCUUCAUCAACCUCACCAUGUACGCCAGCAGCUUCACGCUCGCCGCCGUCUCCGUGGACAGGUACUUGGCCAUCCGCUACCCGCUGCGCUCCAGAGAGCUGAGGACGCCGUGCAACGCGGUGGUGGCCAUGGUGGUCAUCUGGGGUCUGUCCCUGGUGUUUGCGGGCCCUUACCUCAGCUACUAUGACCUGGUGGACUACGCCAACAGCGCAGUGUGCAUCCCCGGCUGGCAGGAGCGCGACCGCAAGGUGCUGGACACGUGCACCUUCCUGUUUGGUUACGUCAUCCCAGUGCUGAUCGUCAGCCUCUCAUACACGCGUACCAUCAAGUACCUGUGGACGGCCGUGGACCCCCUGGACGGCAUGUCGGAGUCCAAGAGGGCCAAGCGCAAAGUGACCAAGAUGAUCAUCAUUGUGACGGUGCUGUUCUGCAUCUGCUGGCUGCCCUACCACGUGGUCAUCCUGUGCUACCUGUACGGAGACUUCCCCUUCAACCAGGUGACCUACGCCUUCAGGCUGCUGUCGCACUGCAUGGCCUACGCCAACUCCUGCGUCAACCCCAUCGUCUACGCGCUCGUCUCCAAGCACUUCCGCAAGGGCUUCAAAAAGGUGUUCAGCUGCAUCCUCAGCAAGAACGGCCGCAACAAGGUGCACGUGGUGCACGUGGCCAACACCGUGCCGGGGUUCGAGGCGGCAUCCACGGAGGUGUCGCAGAUGAACGAGGAGAACGCGCGGCAGAACGAGUGCGAGAUGACGAAUCGACGAGUGGUGGAGCCCAGGGAGGCCACGGUGACCCUGAACUCGCCCUUUCAGCACCCCACCUGA
Messenger RNA from Dunckerocampus dactyliophorus (ringed pipefish), 1116 nucleotides. RefSeq names its product galanin receptor 2b (gene galr2b). The record is from RefSeq and is a predicted model, not a curated record. NCBI's taxonomy places the organism in Eukaryota, Metazoa, Chordata, Actinopteri, Syngnathiformes, Syngnathidae. Gene Ontology annotation, molecular function: G protein-coupled receptor activity. Gene Ontology annotation, cellular component: membrane. The transcript has 2 exons. Gene Ontology annotation, biological process: G protein-coupled receptor signaling pathway. Bases 1 to 1116 code for a protein of 371 amino acids.